Molecule: messenger RNA, 1258 nt
Organism: Acyrthosiphon pisum (pea aphid)
Lineage: Eukaryota; Metazoa; Arthropoda; Insecta; Hemiptera; Aphididae
Product: casein kinase I-like
Exons: 6
Coding region: 110-1063 (317 amino acids)
Biological process (GO): protein phosphorylation
Molecular function (GO): ATP binding; protein kinase activity
Source: RefSeq, a predicted model, not a curated record
AAUAAAUUGUAUAGCAAAAAAUAUAUUAUAUUCGUAUGUUGUAUUAAAAUAAAAAUAAAAGAAACUUCAAAUUGGUUCAUCAUAGUUCUACGACGGUGCAAUUAUAAGAAUGGACACUAUUGAUGAUGUUAUGCAACUUGACGGUGGUUUACGUGGUAAAUUCGUGUUAAACAUGAAGAAUGUUAUCGGAAGUGGUAAAUUUGGAACCGUCGUCAAAGGAAGGAAUAUGUAUACGUUUGAAGAGGUCGCCAUCAAAAUUGAACCCAUUCGAUCUAUGUAUUUGUUUAAAGAGAAACAAUGCUAUGAUAUGCUUAAUGCCAAUGUAAACGAUUGUACUAUUGAAGGCUUACUCAAAAUCUAUUAUUAUGGAAAUAUAGGAGUGAAAUAUGCGGCCAUGGCUAUGGAGUUUUUGGGUCCAUCGUUGAACGACCUUUUAACGCUUUGCGGGAACAAAUUGUCAUUAAAAACCGUCCUGAUGAUCGCUAUUCAAAUGAUAUCCAGAAUCGAAUACGUCCACCACUGCAAACUGAUUCACAGAGACCUAAAACCAGAAAACAUAUUAAUCGGACCACCUAGGCAGACAUUGCCGUUCAAAGAAUCGAAGGAGGACAUAAUAUACUUGAUCGACUUUGGAAUGGCCAAAGCGUACAUUGACAGGGUCACCAAAAAUCACAUACCAUACAACAUAGAAGUCGGCAUAUUUGGAACCUAUCAAUUCAUGAGCGCUAACAGUAAUUUAAGUAUAGAACAAGGUCGCAGAGACGAUUUGGAAUCUUUUGGAUACGUUCUACUGUACUUGGUCAACGGCACGUUACCUUGGAUGAAAUAUAUUGAGGGAGAAAAUGUUGAUAUGAAAAAGUGCGGAGAUCUCAAAAAAAAAAUCACAACUAAAACUCUUUGUGCUGAUUUACCGGAAGAGUUUGCCAAAUAUUUUGACUACGUAAGAAAAUUGGAUUUCUUCGAAACUCCCGACUACGAUGAGUUGAUAAAUCUUUUUCAAACCGUUUACAAACGAGAAAAAUUUCCUGAUGACAAUUUAUUCGAUUGGUCGACUGUAUUAUAGCAUAAUAUAAUAACUAUACACAGUCACAUAAUAAUAUAGUGACAAUGUAUCUAAACGAGGUGCCUGGUAUAUUUACUAAAUAUAAAAUGAACGGGUUGCUAGGUCAUCUAGCAACAAUGUCCAUGAAUUUAAAAUCAGAAUUCACCAGAGCUUGCGCAUUCAAUGAGAAAUAUGUAAGCAUAGUUAUUGGACAUU